Molecule: messenger RNA, 876 nt
Organism: Penicillium cinerascens
Lineage: Eukaryota; Fungi; Ascomycota; Eurotiomycetes; Eurotiales; Aspergillaceae
Exons: 2
Coding region: 1-876 (291 amino acids)
Source: RefSeq, a predicted model, not a curated record
AUGCCUAGCAUCACCACCAAUGAAGGAUACACCUUCAACAACUGGGGCCCGGUCACCGCCACUUUUACAGCCCCAGCAAGUUGCUCUACCAUGAGCAACAUUAUGAUCGGCAGUCGCGGUACCAUUCCCUUCCUUAUGUACGAGGAACAAUGCUCGACUACCAGGAAUUAUGAUUGUAUCCCAACAGGUACCAUCACGCCCACAACGACAUACAAUCCAAACCCCACGGAAAUUUACCAGGAAGCAUAUUUCUCACCAGGACUGUACUGUCCAGCGGGAUGGGCUACCGUCGGCGUUGCGGCCCGUAAUGCCGACAGUUCCCUGAGCGUCGGGGGUAUACUGACCAGUCAACUCGCGGAGGUGAAUACAGGCCUUCCACAUGUGCCGAUAUUUUUAAACCCAGCGACCCUGUUGGUCGAGCUUUUGGAUCCGAAAGAGAGCGCUGUCAUGUGCUGUCCACGCGCCAUGACGGCAGACAUAUAUGUCGGAUGCUAUUCCACGGUCUCGAAUUACAAGGUCACAAAACGCUGUGUAGACCAGAUACCCGGCUUGGAUAUUGGGGAAGUAACCAAGACCCACACGUGGAAUGGGACAGCCGUUACGGAAUUAUUGGUCACAAUCACCGCUACCUAUCCCAUUUCGAUUGUCGAGAAGACAUUUUCCGUUGCCUCAGAAGCGUCUUCUCUCGUCGGUAUUUCCGUUAUGCCAAUGAUCACACUUGUGCAUCAUCAAUCCGAUGCCCAGGCUACCGGGAGAGCUGCGUCUACAUCAAAUGCGGCAUCAAGAGUUGGAUCGAGGUCAACUUGGAAUGGAUUGGGUGCUGUGCUUGGGAUUUUUGCUGCCGCUGUGGCUUUGGGGGCCUCUAUCAUUCUUUGA